Molecule: messenger RNA, 2703 nt
Organism: Sesamum indicum (sesame)
Lineage: Eukaryota; Viridiplantae; Streptophyta; Magnoliopsida; Lamiales; Pedaliaceae
Product: oligopeptide transporter 4
Biological process (GO): transmembrane transport
Molecular function (GO): oligopeptide transmembrane transporter activity
Source: RefSeq, a predicted model, not a curated record
AAAUAAAAUUGACUGUUUUGUAAAAGAACCAAGUUUGAAAAGAAUCCUAGUCGGAAAAGAAUCCUCAUUCGUGACUAAAUCUUGUUUCUCUACCUAUUAUUUCCCCCCUCGCAUGGAGAAAUUCUUGGUAUCUCAACUGAUUCCUCAAAUCUCCAAAAUAAUGUUUUCCUCUUUAUUCUGUCAAAUCUAACCUCCGAUAACCCUUCCAAAAAUCCCAUUCAAAACGAAAAAAACUGAAAAAAAAGAAAACAAGAACCCAUUACAACUGCAUCUUUCUCUUCAAUUUUUCCAGAAACCGUCCAUCCAAACCUUAUUAUGGCUUCCUUCGAAAUAGACACGGAAAGAGGCUCCUCAGCGCUGACAAGAAACCCUACAGCAGACAGAACCCUAAAAGAAGAACCUGCUGUUGAUGAUGAAGAAGAAGUCUCCCCGGUAGAACAAGUCAGACUGACAGUGCCUAACGAAGAUGAUCCGACACUCCCUGUUUGGACAUUUCGUAUGUGGUUUCUGGGGUUGUUUUCCUGCAUGCUUCUCUCCUUUCUCAACACGUUCUUCAGUUACAGGUCGGAGCCACUCAUAAUAACCAUGAUAUCGGUGCAAGUGGCGACGCUGCCCAUCGGCCGUUUCAUGGCCAACGUGCUGCCCACCACCAAGUUCCGGCUGCCCGGAUUCGGGUCGAGGGAGUUUUCGCUCAAUCCUGGGCCGUUUAACAUGAAGGAGCAUGUGUUGAUCUCCAUAUUUGCUAAUGCGGGUUCCGCUUUUGGUGGUGGCUCUGCCUAUGCAGUUGGGAUUGUUGAUAUCAUCAAGGCGUUUUAUAAGAGGAAUAUCUCGUUUUUAGCUAGUUGGAUUCUUGUUAUCACUACUCAGGUUCUGGGAUAUGGAUGGGCUGGAAUUCUGAGGAAGUAUGUUGUGGAGCCUGCAGAAAUGUGGUGGCCAAGUAGUCUUGUCCAAGUUUCACUCUUCAGGGCCCUUCAUGAGAGGGACAGCGGUAAACACUCGAGGGCUAGAUUCUUUCUAAUUGCUCUAGCCUGCAGCUUCUUGUGGUACAUCGUCCCCGGCUACCUCUUCAGCACCUUAUCAAACCUUUCUUUGCUCUGCUUGAUAUUUCCAAAGUCGGUAACAGCCCAACAAAUUGGCUCUGGUAUGCGAGGGCUUGGUAUUGCUUCUCUAACCUUUGACUGGUCCGUUGUGGCAUCGUUUCUCGGAAGCCCUCUCAUUACUCCAUUCUUUGCCAUAGUUAACGUUUUCGUCGGAUACUUUGCUGUUGUGUAUGUCAUGAUUCCGAUCGCAUACUGGGGACUGGACGUCUACCAUGCGAAAACGUUUCCCAUAUUCUCCUCGCAUUUAUUCACCCGUAACGGGCAGAUAUAUAAUGUAUCGGCUAUUGUGAACGACAAGUUUGAGAUCGACUUGCCCGCCUACGAGCAACAGGGGCGCAUAAACUUGAGCAUCUUCUUCGCUCUGUCGUAUGGCCUUAAUUUUGCAGCGGUGAUGGCCACUCUCACUCAUGUGAUUAUGUUUAAUGGAAGGGAAAUUUACCAACGGUAUCGAGCUUCACACAAAGGAAAGCCAGACAUUCACACACGACUGAUGAAGAAGUACAGAGACAUCCCAAGUUGGUGGUUUCAUGCGAUGCUUUUGCUGUCCUUGGUCGUGUCGCUUGGGCUCUGUAUCUUCAUGAAAGACCAAGUUCAACUGCCUUGGUGGGGACUCCUUUUUUCUGCAGGUCUUGCAUUGAUCUUUACGCUCCCCAUAAGCAUAAUAACAGCGACUACGAAUCAGACGCCGGGCCUUAACGUUAUCACAGAAUACAUCAUUGGUAUUAUAUAUCCGGGAAGACCGAUUGCCAACGUCUGCUUCAAAACCUAUGGCUACAUCAGCAUGAGCCAAGCAGUCUCCUUUCUCAAUGAUUUUAAGCUAGGCCAUUAUAUGAAAGUUCCGCCAAGAUCAAUGUUCAUAGUUCAGCUGGUGGGCACCAUCGUCGCGGGGACGAUCAACAUUGGCAUUGCAUGGUAUCUACUAACGACCGUCAACAACAUAUGCCAGGACGAGUUACUUCCUCCUAACAGUCCGUGGAUGUGCCCGAAUGACCGCGUGUUCUUUGACGCAUCCGUGAUCUGGGGUUUAGUCGGACCAAAGCGAAUCUUUGGAGACCUAGGGAACUACAGUGCACUCAACUGGUGCUUUCUCGGGGGUGCUGUGGCGCCGGUAUUCGUGUGGCUUCUGCACAAGGCGUUCCCCAGCAAGACGUGGAUAAAGCUGAUAAAUUUGCCUGUGCUUCUGGGGGCGACAGCAGCAAUGCCGCCGGCAACAACUCUUAACUUCAACAGCUGGAUACUGGUUGGAACGAUCUUCAACUUGUUUGUUUUCCGGUACCGGAAGAGGUGGUGGCAAAGGUACAAUUACGUGCUCUCGGCAGCAUUGGAUGCAGGGCUGGCUUUUAUGGGGGUGGUUUUGUAUUUCUGCCUGGGUGUUGAGAAUGUGAGCAUUUCGUGGUGGGGUUCUAAUGGAGAGUACUGUGACUUGGCUUCAUGUCCCACUGCUAAAGGUGUAGCUGUUGAUGGUUGUCCUGUGCACUAAUUUACAGUCUUUUUCUUGGGCUAGCUUUGUUCGCCAAUUACUUGAAUUGCAGUGAUGACUUUUGCUUGUUUUAACAAUUGAUGUACAAAUCUUUUCUAUGUUAAACCAACCACAAAAAUAUUU